This is a messenger RNA of Plasmodium vivax (malaria parasite P. vivax), 4629 nucleotides long. RefSeq lists its product as hypothetical. The coding region runs from base 1 to 4629 and encodes 1542 amino acids. Lineage: Eukaryota; Apicomplexa; Aconoidasida; Haemosporida; Plasmodiidae. Gene Ontology annotation, cellular component: plasma membrane. Gene Ontology annotation, molecular function: calcium ion binding; calcium-dependent phospholipid binding. The transcript has 16 exons. The record is from RefSeq and is a predicted model, not a curated record. Gene Ontology annotation, biological process: positive regulation of vesicle fusion; positive regulation of D-glucose transmembrane transport; protein localization to plasma membrane.
AUGCCGUGCAUUCUGAAGGUCAGAAUAUCCGGCAUACGGGACUUCAACGCCUUCGAAAGGUCAGAAGUGGAUUCGCUCAAAUAUGUCGAGGUCACUCUGGGAGAGACAAAACAAAGGACCAAAUUUAACAUCAACAGGCACACGGAUGACCUGAACUUGUCCUUUCGGCUGGAAAUCGCCGACGACUCGGAGCUGCAGACCUGCCCGCUGAAGAUAACGAUCGACGACGUGGAAAACAUAAACAGCGGGUACAUCCAAAUAGACUUCAGCUUCUUCUACUUCCACGACAAUUUGAAGUUGGAGGGGUGGUUUCCCCUGUAUGACUCCCUGGCCGGGCUCAAAGGCGAACUGUACUGCACCAUCAAAUGGGAAUUCUUUGAGGAAAAAAACCCCUACAAUGAUAACAGCGCAGAUGUCCUCCUCCUAGGCACGACGUCCUUUCCCAAAUACUCCCCCUACUACAUCGAGCAAAUUAUAAGCUUCGCCCACGAACUUAAGAUUGUAAAUGACCCUGAGUAUGACUGGAAGGACUUGAUAAGAUCCAACAGAAACUCGAAUGAGGCAAGAUGCGACGUCAUACAGAACUCCUUCAUGCAGACGAGGAAAAUUAUUGGGAAAAAGGCCAAACUGCUGGGUGGAAACGCCAUUCUGGGUUAUCAAGAGCAUCUGAACUUGGAGGGCGGCACGACGAACAAAAUUUGCAUCCGCAUCAUCGGGACAGUCGUGAAGCUGGGGGUGAGGAAUCUAAACGACCCCAACUACGCCACCCCCGGGGAAAACAGAAACAUAAAAAAUAUUCUGCGCAACAAUGAGCUUCUGCGGCAAAACAGUUUGGAAAAAAAUAAGGACUUGAAACUCUACAAGAGGGAUAGCACUCUGCCGAACUCCACCUUCAAUUUCGUGGACGUCAUUUUGCUCACCGUCGAUUCGCUUCCAAACAGUGUGAAGUACACGUAUGGAGGACUUGUCGCCGCCAAGUCCGUCAAGGUUUUGCACCAGCGGCUGACGGAGCAGCACCGAGACGAAUGGCUCCUCGAGAUCAGGGACGAGAUCAAAUCGAACGCAAAGUUCUUAUCUUGCAACGUCAUUUUGGGGUACAAAGAAGACACGUACAUUUACAACGACGUGAUCAUCCUCUUUUGCUACGGGACGGCCAUAAAUGUGAUGCCCUCCUUUUUCCAAGAUGACAAAAUCGUCUCCUACGCGAACAGCGAAAGGAACAAGCACCAGUCGUUUAAGGGUGGUCCCUUAAAUGCGCACAGGAAUUCUAGCUGCGUCUAUUUGCACUACGCGUCGGACGACAUAGAGAGGGACACGGUCCUUUGCAGGGUCUGCAAUGAAGCCUCCGUGCCGAAGAUCCUCAUUUCGUCUUCGAGCGUGCCACAGAACCUGGCCGUCAUUGGGAACGGCUUCCUCAUCUCCGCCUUCGUCGUGUACCCGCUGAAGAAGCACUACGGAGAGUACCUCGCCUCAGAGAUAAGCGAGGUCUUCCCGUUCCUGGAGCUGAACCUGCACAAGCAAAUCAUCUGCAAGCUGCUGGUGAACGGGUUCAACAGCAUCUUCGACUACAACUUGAGACUGUGCUUCAACCAGAGCUACCUCUUCGGCUACUGCUGCGGCACGGGCAUGUGCAUGUAUGGCACCUACUCGGAAAAUAAGUUCCUAAUCAAGUCAAAUUACAAGGACAAUUUUUACAUAAGGAACAAGAGCAUCACCACAAGGGAGCUCAAGAUCAUCUACGACAAUUUGAACUAUAGAUCCUUUUUCUGCAGAAAUAAAAGCCUGCUGUCUCCCGUUUUUAUACAAGGGGACAUGGUGCAGGACAGCGACGGUAGAGUGGACCCCUCGCAGAAGUACAAGAGCAAACUUCCCAAUGGCGGAGAGAACGAUUUGAUGGAGCAAGCCUUUUCGGAGGAACUCCCCGUAGAACCCAUUAAGCAGAACCCAAACGGGGAUGAACAACCUAGAUGUGACAGAAUCAAAGGCAAUAACUACUUCAGAUUGAGAGAAAUCUACUUGAAGGAGGAAGAGGAGCUACUGAACUGCCCAAACGAAAGUGACCACCAUAAGAGAGACAGCGCCAUGGAGUACACCCAACUAGGAAUCAAAGAAAGGAAGAGAAUUAAAAAAAAAAAAGAAAAAAAAAAAGCCAAACGGGUAAAAAAUAAAGGGUAUAUUUACGAAGUGGAAGAUCACCUAGACAAUAUAACUCUACUUAACAUUUACGAGGACAGCAUCGCCCUCUACAAUUAUGUGUUCAAUUUAGACGUUCACAAUUACCUGGCCAAUAAGAGGCAUGACAGCGGCGCUCUCCCACAUAGGGGCAGCCCUCCAAGUGAUGAGGGGCAGCGCGGAAAGAACAUCGAGCACUUCCCCAAGGAGGAACCCCCCAAAGAGGGAGCCCCAAACUGCGACCACCUAACAAUGGAAUCGCUGCAAUCCAAAGGGCAUAUUUCACCCGCGAGAGACCCACUUCCACACAGGGGCGAAGAAAAGAGAGGCAGUGACCCCCACGGAGAUGUUAGAAGCCAAGUAGACAGAAGUGGCCGCUCCGAAAGGGAGUCCCCCUCUAUUGUUAAGCGAAACCUUAGUUGCUACGGCCCCAUCAGCACGACCAAAUCUAGUGAAGAGAGGAAAUUCCCCCGAAUCUUCCUCCCGGCAUCUCGCUCCCAGUUGAUGCGAACGUGCAACCGCUCCUUCGCGCUGGACAGGAGCGAAAACAGCCUCCCCUUCGACUGCGAGUUUAGGAAGGGCGGGGGGGAUGAGAACCAACCCAAGUACUUUUUCUACAUGUGCACGCUGGACCUCCUCCCCAGCAUAAGGUUCGAGACGUUCUACGAGCAGCGCGAAAGUAAGGCAGCGCUGAAUGAAGCGGCGCUGAAUGAAGCGGCGCCGAGUGAUGCGGCGCCGAGUGAUGCGGUGCCAAACAAAGCGACGCCGAAUAAAGCCCCGCCGAAUGAAGCCCCGCCGAAUGAAGCCCCGCCACACAAGACAGACGCGAACCCCGGAGGAGCGAACCAGGCGACUGCCCCUAACUCGCGGAAGAGGGAACUCCUCGUGGGGAACAGCCCGCCCAGGGUCACCACGAACAACUGCGUGAUGGACUCCAUCAACAAGUGCAUCGCCAUCGGGAAAAGGCAAAGCGACUCGGAGGGAAACCUCUCCGAUGAGAGGAGGGAAGCGAACUUGUUGGGGUACCUACUUCGUAAGGAACGAGACGACCUGCUCAGCGAUCAGUUCAGCGACCAGGUUAGUGAGCGGCCCGCCGAGGGGGGCCUCGACGCGGUUGCGAGUCAGUGUGGAAUCCUCCAGGGGGAGGCCGCUACUGAGCGGAUUGAAAAACUCCCCCCCCCCGCAGAGCGCAAAACCCUGACGGACGAAGAGAGGAGGAAAAAAAAAACCAAAAAAAAAACAGAAAAAAAAAACAAAAAUAAAGGAAAACACACCUACUUGAACAAUCUCUCAAAGAGUUACCUCUACCUGAUCAAGAGGAUAAAUCUGUUCAGCGAAAAUAAUGAGCAGGUGGAUGUCGUGUACGAAAAAAUUAACAAAGCGUUCAACGACCUUUACAAUGUCUUAAUAUUUUACCUAUUCGCGAACAAAAUGUACCCCUGCUGCUUGUACUGCAUAAAGUACCACUUCGCCUUCACAUCUGUGGACGUGCUGGAGGUUAUGCUGACUGGUCAUUUGGUUAAGAUAAAAAAUAAUAACUCCGUAAGCCUCGAGUUGAAGAGCAUGAAUCGGUUGAUGCAGGAGAAUCUGCUGAAGCACUUUUUUAACUACUUAGAAAAUUACUAUAUAGAGAAGUGGCAGCUGCUUUUUAACUCCCCGGAGUUGUUUCCCCCCUCGAGUGGGGACAAGCUGGGGGCCAGGAGGAGCAAAAUGAUGACGAUGAUGAUGGACCACUACGGGGGGGAUAAGGUCCCGGGUGGGCAGCGAAAGAAAAGGGGAAUCCUCCACACGUUGGCGGAGAAGCUGUUCAGCCUUCGUUUGUGCUUCUCCCACAGGGGGGGUGGCAGCAAGGAGGCAGCAGUGGGGGGGAGCGCCAUGGGGAGAAGUGCAACGGGGAGAAGCGGUAUCGGAAGAAGCGCAACGGGGAGAGACAAAGCCGGGACGACGACGCACGCGAAGGACACGCCCACCCAGCGGGGCGAAGAGAAAGAAACCCGGGGGAACAAAAAAAAUAAGCUCAGCUUGUUCCUAAAAAAGGCGGCCAAAAAAGCGAAGCAGCCAUCCGAUAAGUACAACCUGAGCGACACGCUGUUCCUUUUUAACGACCUCAAAAAUUACAUCUCCCUUGAAAAUAGGAAGCACCUGUUUGAUUCCUUCCCAGACCAGAAGUUCUCCUCCAUCAUAAUAACCCCACUGAAUGUGCUCCCAAAUGUUAUUAUAAAAAAAUAUUUCGGGAUUAUCUCCCUGCACAUUGUUAAGGAAAAUGUUAACUUGAAGCAGUUUGACGUUUUUUACCAGAGCAUAAUAUCUGACGUGCUGUUCAUUGCCAAGGCCCACAUUAAGGCCAUCGGGGCCAACUUGCUCUGCUCCUUCAGGAUCACCAACUUGUUCAUGCGCGAGGAGCGCUCCCACGCCUACGCGCUGAUCAGCAUUUGCGGCGACGUCGCUAAGGUUUGA